AUGGUUCGCGCCGCGCUCCCUCUCCUUGCCGCUCUGGCUGGCUCUGCCGUCGCCGCCGAAACAACAACCGUCAAAAUCCUUGUUCUUGGCGACGAGUCCCCCUUCGUCGGCUCCGUCGUCAACGUCGACUCGAGCGCCACUACCUUUGCCGUGCAGUGUCCCUCCGGCACGCCCUCGGACGAGUGUGGCUUGCCGCCGGGUGGUGCGACUAUUACCCAGGGUGAGAGUACAUGGCAAUGGAGCCUUGGCAUGUCUAAUAGCGAAAUAGGGGUUCUCACCCAAAAAGCCAACUGCAAGCUUGACCCGUCCAAGGACGUCGCCGCCUGCAAGAUCGAAUUCACCGAGGGCUCGCAGGUGACCUCUUCCGAGGUCACUGAAUCCGGCUACAAGACGUCCAUGUUCCCCGUUACCAUCACCGCCGGCGCCGACAAGCUCUCUGCUUCUCCCGGCGCGAGCGCCACCAAUGGCGGAUCCAACAGUGCCUCCGAGACGGCUACUGCAAAGACUACCCAAGCGAGCAAGACUUCUAGCACCGGAGAGGCCGGACAGCCGGGUGAAGCCGCGGCAACUUCCACCACUGGCAAGAACGCCGCGCCGGCUGUGACGCAAAAUGCUGUUUUGGCUGGCGUUGCCGCUAUUGUGGGCGGUGUUUUGGCCAUGUGA
Molecule: messenger RNA, 663 nt
Organism: Metarhizium robertsii ARSEF 23
Lineage: Eukaryota; Fungi; Ascomycota; Sordariomycetes; Hypocreales; Clavicipitaceae
Exons: 2
Coding region: 1-663 (220 amino acids)
Source: RefSeq, a predicted model, not a curated record